This is a messenger RNA of Ostrinia nubilalis (European corn borer), 1856 nucleotides long. RefSeq lists its product as uncharacterized. The record is from RefSeq and is a predicted model, not a curated record. Bases 405 to 812 code for a protein of 135 amino acids. The transcript has 3 exons. NCBI's taxonomy places the organism in Eukaryota, Metazoa, Arthropoda, Insecta, Lepidoptera, Crambidae.
AAAGCAUAAAAAAAUAACGAUUUUGAGUCGACAACAUAUAUCCGCAAAAUUCGGAUAAUGGAGAAUUUCGUUAAAUUCCGAUGGCAUUGACAAACAAACCGCUGUCGCCAUCUUUAGUAGUUCACCAUCCACUCACUAUGCGAUCAACGCCAAAAGCUGGGUUGUCAUCGAUCCAUAAAUAAAUGGAAAUCAGUGCGUUUCGCGAUUUUUAUGAUAAUAUACUCUUUGUUAUGUGUUUUUUCUUUAAACCUGGUAUUGGCCGAUUCAACCACAAAAAAAGAAUAUUAGCCAUAACCUUAUAAGUUGAAGUUCAAAUGUCAAUGUCAUUUAGUUUCGCACAGUGAUAAAUUCCAGUGACAUGCAAUUUUUGUAAUGGUAAAAUAUUUGUAAGAAACUGCAGACAAAUGCAAAUGUGCAGUCGAUGUGUGGAAUGCGACAACAUUAUACUCGAUAAUUUCAAUUAUUGCGAGUGUUGUGGCUUAGAAACAAUUAGGCAGUUAAGAAUAAACAAGGCUCGGGCACUAUCAAACCUUUUUCCUAAAAAGCAAAAAGCUGCUUCUGCUGCUUCACAAGAUUUAUUUGAUGACUUUCAGGUUGAUAACGAAGAGUUGACACUAAUCGAGGAUUCAUUGAUGAUUGAUGAUGCUUCUUCGGACAACAAGAAAAAACAGCUACUGUCAGUCAGCAGUGAUGAUGCUUCUUCAGACAACAAGGAAAAACAGCUGCUGUCAGUCAGCAGUGAUUUUAUUUCUUUAGAAGAAGAAGAGAAAGAAAACAUAUCAAAUGGCGGGCAGACCCCCGAAAAAACGUAGGGGAGACCGGGUACAAUAGUACCACGGGUCAAUAGUACCAUCGGCGAUAUUUCUUCAUACAAGCGACGUUAGAUUGUGUGCAUAGCGUCAGAAUAUGCGCUUUUUGUGUUUCCAUCCGCUUACCAGUCGGCGGCGCUUGUGCUGAGAAACGAAGGUGUACAGGAAGGAUUUUUGUUUUUUGCCCAGCCGCAGUAAGUUUUUAUGUCAAAUAUAUGAGCCCAUAAGUUGCCUAAUAUGCUAUUUGUUACCAAAGUAUUGUUGUCAAUAGUUUAUCCAGGCUCUAAACUUUCUAUCGACAGCGAAUUAUUGGCAUUCACUGUGAAAAUGACUGAAUUUUAGGUGAAGUUCUCUUGACUACCUACUUGGAACAAUUGUACCAGUCUCCAUGGGGUCAAUUGUAGCGGUACAAUCAACCCCGUGGUACAAUUAACCCCCGGAACCUUAUUUUAUACUUACUACAUAAUAUUUUAAAUUGGUUUUAAAGUCCCUAUACUUAUAAUAAGAUAAGUUAUUAUAAAACAUUCACGUGGUUAUUUUACAUUUUUACAAUUAUAUUUUUACAAUUACAGGCAUACCUACCUACUGAAAAUAUAGUCUAGGCUCAUUCAUAGUUGCAUGCAUUAAGCAUUAAUUAGAUACAUACUUAAUGUGUUUUAUUAAAUAAGUAGAUAAAAAGGUGAUAUAAGUACCUAAAUGCCUACUUAAAAUGUUUUAAUAUAGGUUUCUAAAACCCUUCUGAAUAUGUACAUUUUAGCUUAAUUCAGUAAGUAACUAAGUAUUUGAACAUUUUAUUUUAGAUGCCUCGGCGUAGAGUCAAAAGUACGGAUCGCGGAUCAACGGAUCUAUUCCUUUAUGAACAGGCUUAUGAAAAAAUCUUAAAAGGUCGAAGCAGUAGUAGGUAUAAAUAAUCAGGGUCAAUUGUACCAGGGGUCAAUUGUACCCUCAUACAAAAAUAGAUUUUUCAGUUUUGAUAUUUCUAUCAUUGUUAUUAUGCUUAUUGUUGUUUCAGAAGCAAUAUCCGAGCCAAAUAGAUGGCAUAUUAUG